AUGCCCUAUACCACCGUCACAGCCGCCAUCACGGUCACGCCCAGCUCAAGCCCGACCGUGGUCGUCGUCACUCAGACGCUCGCCGCUUCCGACCUCUCGCGCUUCUCCAUCACGCCCACAGCCUCUCCCGGCGCCGACGCCUCCCACUCGAGCUCGCUCUCACCUUCGCCCUCGUCGUCGGCCACCAGCACUGAGAAUGGCGGCGCCAGCAACUCAGCGCUCGUCGGCGCAGUCGCAGGAGGCCUCGUUGGCGGGUUUGCCUUCUUCACCCUCCUCGUCGUCAUGGCCUGCCUCAUCCGGCGCAGGUCGAAGCGCAAAGCAGGCGGUCCAGGCCGCGGGAGAUUCAAAGGCCAGCGUGUCAAUGUCGUCGGCAGCUCGCUAGGUGGCGCCGCUGCUGCCGCUGCUGCUGGAAGAUUCUCAAAGGAAGGUGCCUCGUUCGUGGCACGGCCCGGUCUCUAUGCCAGAUCGGGACCUCACAGCCGGAGCGACAGCUCGGCGCUCGUCUCGCUCAUGCCCGCUCACGGCGCUGCCUCGGAUCACCAUCACGGUGCUCACACUCCUUCGUCCUCUAUGGGCAGCAACGGACCCCGCUACAGCCUGCUCCCGUUGCAGCCAGCGACGGCAGGGUACCAGUACGUCGAUCCUUAUGCCCAUGACAUUGCCCCCGCCUCGGUCGCCAACCGAUCCGAUCCAAGGCUCCCCGCUGGAGUCUACGAGCGAAGCUCGAGCCACUCACCGCAGCCAUCGGGCCAGUCAAGGGCAUCCUCGGCGCAUUCGAUGGCUCGACUCGGAUCCGAGGGGUCUGCAUCGAUGGUUGCGACCUCCAACCCGGCCAGUCGGUCCAGCUUAGCCCUGAGUCGACCCCUCUCAGGUGCCACCUUCGGUCUCGGUCCAAGGUCGUCAGAGGCUCAUCGUGGCGGCGGUGGCGGUGGCUUUGGCAGCGCCGGCAGCACUUCGGAUGCUGAAACCCGUCGGCCGGGCUCGACACAGUCUCUAUCGCUGCCCACCUCGCGCUGGUCUCGCCCGAGCUCGGCGGGGAGCAGCAGCCAUACAGCACAGCCUCGCCCGCCCUCGGCCAUUCUUGGCUCGCCCGCCUAUUCGACCUCGGCGGCCGCCUACGCGAUACCGACCCCGACGUUCGGGACGUUCCGCGACCAGCAGAAGCCACCGAUCAAUGGCGAGAGCGAGAUGAUGCAGAGGACACCGUCCUCGCAACGUCCCCCGGUCGCCGGCCUGCCGCUUUUGCCUUCCAAUCUGUCGACAAUUCAGGGCUCCAUCUCUGAGGGCACGAUGGCGACGACGACAACGACGGACGGGUCAGACAGCCUUCGGCGGGACAGCAACGUCUCGGGAGCCACCGUCCGCCAAGGUGAGGGAGUUUCGAGCGUGCCGAGGCUGCCUUCGAUCCCCGCAUCGAGCCCUCUGAUCGUCCAAGGCUCAGCCUCGCCGCCGAGGAUGAAAGAGAAACAGGACGGUGCAUCAGGCGCAAUCGCUUCGACCAGCGCCAACCACACCGCCGGAACGUACCUUUCGACGUCGAGCGGAACGCCGUCCAGGGGCACGGGCGAGGGCACGCUCGAGAGCUUCAACACCUUCACGGGCAUGAAGAAGUCUGACCUGCACGUCGUCGGCACGCUCUCGUCGCAGAACUCGACGCUGCCGCCAAUCGCGGCGCACGACGAGGCCGAGGAAAGCACGGCGGUGGACGCCAACACGGAACGGUGCCUGCAGGCGCCUCCGCCGCACGAGAGCUGGAGCGUCGACUCUCAAGGCCUGGAGUUCUGGCUGAGGUCCGAGGGCGACUCGAAGCCCAAGUCCGCGUCGAACGCCAACAGCCGCCCGAUGCAGCCCUCGGUGGCGACGGGUGCGCAGCCUGCGGGCCGACACACUAGGCCCGCGCACGAGAGGGCGUCCAGCGGGACUCAGGGCAGCCGCCUGAUUGAGAUGUUUGAACGGAGCAGCGCUGGUCACGGUCAGGGCGCCACCAAGGAUCCGCUCGGCGCUCAGAGCAAGCCUGAGACGUUUGCGCCUAUCCAAUCGCAGGGACAGAAUGUCGGCAGCCUCUCGUCAGGCACAGCGGCACCGUCGGCGUCGGCCGCGGCGACAAGAUCGCCACAUGGGUCCGAUCAUGCUUCGGACAUGAAGCCGAAGCGUGGGUCUAGUUCACCAUUGCACGCCUUGGGCUUGCGUCUAGGCAAACCUGCCAAACCCAGCGACACUCCCAGCAGCAGCGCCCAAGCCGGCCCGGCGAUGCCGGCUCUGAGCCUCGACGAUCUGCCGCCGUUGCAGGCCAAGCGGCCUCUAUCCAGUCAACCCUCUGCACCGCUCAACGAGAGCGAGCCGGGCGCCUCGCACCUUGGACGGUCCAAGAGCAGGGAGAGCGGCGACCUCCUGGGCAGCGACUUUUUCUCAUCGGCGACGUUCGCGCAGCCCUUGACGAUCCCGGCGCUCAGCUUUGACGGAAACAGCGGCCUGGACCCACCCGCGAGCCAAACUGGUUCCGGCCAGGCGAUGCAGGCAGCUGUCAAGGUGACACGCUCGCCUCUGGGCGCUCUCGGCCUCAACUCGACUGCGACUGCGGUGGCACCGCCUGCUAAGGGGGAUAGGAAGGGCAAGGCCAAGAAGGACGUCUCGAGGUCCAAUGAGAUCGACAUUGACCAGCUCUUCUAG
Messenger RNA from Pseudozyma flocculosa PF-1, 2670 nucleotides. RefSeq lists its product as uncharacterized. The transcript has 2 exons. NCBI's taxonomy places the organism in Eukaryota, Fungi, Basidiomycota, Ustilaginomycetes, Ustilaginales, Ustilaginaceae. The record is from RefSeq and is a predicted model, not a curated record. Bases 1 to 2670 code for a protein of 889 amino acids.